Cladocopium goreaui is the source of this 2197-nucleotide messenger RNA. The record is from the annotation of a GenBank genome assembly. Lineage: Eukaryota; Dinophyceae; Suessiales; Symbiodiniaceae.
AUGGCGAAUUUUGGCGACCACAACCUUGUACCCCUUGAGAUGCUGCAGCGUUUGGCUGAUGGUGCAAGUGGAGGUGCGCCCAAUGGCCGGCCCCCCAAGGGGGGCCGCCCGGGACGGCAAAGGCUCAGACUGGCCAUCUAUCUUGCCGUGUUCAGCGUGCUCUUGGGAAUCCUCACACGGCUCCAAGCACUCAGAGCACUCAGCUGGGUGGGCCAGGGCCCUGGCGCUGUGCCCGGUCGCACGGAUCGCAUCAAGCGCGCUGCAGAGUCGGACAUCGUGGUCUCUCGAAAGGUUCCUUUGAUCCCUCGGCCGCAGAAGGGUCCCAGGCCGCUGGUGGAACCUUCGUAUUUCGAUCAGCCCCAUGUGCCAGAGGGCGCUGAGCGACGUCCCGGACCUGUGAGGGGCCUGAUGUUUCAGAAGUCCAUCAUGGAGACGCUGGAGAGCGGCGUGGACGAGGACCAGCGGGGUGGCCUCAAGGGCCGCUACGCCAUUGAGAUUGCUGAGCAUUUGGCUGCACGGAAAGCUUUGGUGGCUGCAGGCAUUCGGGAGAACAUCACAGUCUUCUGGGACCAUGAUGGCUUUCCACUGCCUGAGGUCUAUGAACUCAGACCCUUAGCUGCGCUGAAGCGCUACUGCGAGUGGAUCGCUGGAGUGCUUGGAGCGUCCGUGACCCGUAUCGAAACUGUGGAGUACACCCGGAAUAACGCUCCUUCUGUGUGGAGCCACCUCCGGGGUGACCAGAACUUGUACAACAGCCUACGGCAGUUCGGUGGUGUGGUACACAGGGCUUGGCCACCCAUGACGGAUGGCAUUGAUGUGAUCUUCUUUGAAAGGUUCCGACAUCACUUGGACCUGAUGGCCAACGGAGGCCCCAGAUCCAUCCUGUGUUUGAUGGCAGAAGAGAAGGGCUAUCAAGCGAUGAUCGAAGCCGCCCAAAGCGAAGGAGUCACGGUUGUCCGUGUGGGGAAGAACGGGCUCAUGACGUACUAUCCAGGUGCCCAUGACUUCAGCGUGCCCAUUUUUUGGGAGAGGUGGCGCUUUGCGCAGAAAGAUCUCUUCAGCUUUGAACUUGAUCCCUUCAGAUCGGAUGAAGAAUGGCUCCCUCACCAUGGCCCCAAGAAGUGGCAGCCCGGGACCGUGGUGCUCGAGCCUUGGGACCCAUCAGAGGAGUUGGAUCGUCGGAUCUUUCACAAAUUUGUGAACAAGAAAGACUUCGAAGUUUCGGGGACGCAAAUCAUUGGGACCUGGCGCAGACCCGGCUUUCUGAUGAACGACACCCUGCGCGUGGCAGUGGCUCGUUCUACGGCCAUCACGGUCAGCAAGAAGAAGAAGCAGCCGAUCAGAGAAUCUAAUGCGCACUUCUUCCGAGAAGAUUUGGAAGCCUUGGUGGAGCAAGGACCCGAGGUCGCACAGGAGGCCAAAAGAGACUUGGAGCAGUUGGGACAAGACCCUGAGGACUACGCGGUUCUUCUCUGGAACCACGACAGUCAUAAGUUGGUCAACUACGGGGCCAGCCAACGCGAGGUCUUGGCCCGACUGGUGCGGUGGUGGGAGGGCUUCCUAGGAAUGCCCGUGAGACGCGUGGAGGCCGCCGAUUUCGUGGAGCCUUGGGACCGCUUGGGCGCGCACGCCUUGGACUGGCUGUACCAAAUGUCCCUGCUGAACAUCACCGUGAAUAGGUUAUGGCCUCCCAAGAGCGAAGCCAUCAACCGCGUGUUGCUGCGGCAAGUCUCUCGCAUGGCGCGAGCCAAGGCGGAAGAUCGUUGGGCAAGUCCCAACAGCCGGCCUCCCAGGCUGGUCAUCGUCAUGACGACGGACAUGUGCUUUGACAUUGCCAUCGAAGAUGCGCAGCGUGCAGGCAUCAGUGCGGUGUGGAUGGGAUCGAGAGGCAACGGCGCCUUCUACCCGGCCAACACCACGCAUCGCAUGCCCUUCGUCACGGUGCCAUGGAGGAGAUGGUCGCAAGACAUCGCCAUUGCCAACCGCAAUCCCUUCUUGGAAGGCGCCCGCAAUCCGGACAAUCCUUUGCCCUCGGAGCUGGCACAUACCUCACCUGUACCAAUGGAUCAGAAGUGGGGUAAAGUGGACGAGCUCAACUUGGACAAUUUCGAGGGUUUCCUGAAACCUCAGGAGCAGCCGACAUCGGAAGAGGAAGUCGCCGUGGCGAAGUGAUACGCCUCGAUGUUCUUGUAUAUAG